Carlito syrichta (Philippine tarsier) is the source of this 485-nucleotide messenger RNA. RefSeq names its product CD82 molecule (gene CD82). The coding region runs from base 30 to 485 and encodes 151 amino acids. The transcript is spliced from 6 exons. Gene Ontology annotation, cellular component: membrane. The record is from RefSeq and is a predicted model, not a curated record. Lineage: Eukaryota; Metazoa; Chordata; Mammalia; Primates; Tarsiidae.
UUCUCCCAGGGAGCUCCGGGACCGGCAGGAUGGGGUCAGCUUGUGUCAAAGUCACCAAAUACUUCCUCUUCCUCUUCAACUUGAUCUUCUUUAUCCUGGGCGCCGUGAUCUUGGGCUUCGGGGUGUGGAUCCUGGCCGACAGAAGCAGCUUCAUCUCUGUCCUGCAAACCUCCUUCGAGUCGCUCAAGAUGGGCGCCUACGUCUUCAUUGGUGUGGGGACAGUCACCAUGCUCAUGGGCUUCCUGGGCUGCAUUGGUGCCGUCAACGAGGUCCGCUGCCUGCUGGGCCUGUACUUUGUCUUCCUUCUCCUGAUCCUCAUCGCCCAGGUGACCGCUGGGGCGCUCUUCUACUUCAACGUGGGCAAGGUAAGCAGGGUGAUGGGCGGCUGGUGUCUCAGCAGGACCCACGAGGGGGCGCUGCUGCCCCGGGCAGGGCGAAGCGCCCUGGCCGAGCUCCCUUCGGGUGAGCAGGUCCCCGGGCCCUGA